This is a messenger RNA of Rangifer tarandus platyrhynchus (Svalbard reindeer), 2712 nucleotides long. The record is from the annotation of a GenBank genome assembly. NCBI's taxonomy places the organism in Eukaryota, Metazoa, Chordata, Mammalia, Artiodactyla, Cervidae.
AUGGAGGUCCUGCCGGCCGGCGGGGGCCAGACGUGGCGCCCGCAGCCCGAGGCGAGGCCGGAGGACUCGGGGCGCGGAGCUACUCCGGCGGAGCGCGCGCGGGGCUCCAGGGACGCCUGGGAGGGCGAGGAGGACCCGGAGCCCGGCGAGCCACGGGGCAGCCGCACGGCGUCCCUGGUGAGCGGGCUGCUGACCGAACUGUACAGCUGCACCGAGGAGGAGGAGGCGGUCGGCGGAGGCCGCGGGCCCCGGGGCCGCCGGCGGCGCCGGGACAGCCUCGACAGCUCCACCGAGGCCUCCGGCUCCGACGUGUUCCUGGGCGGCCGCGGCGGCGCCGGCGACUCCCGCGUGCUGCAGGAGCUGCAGGAGCGGCCGAGCCCGCGGCACCAGAUGCAGUACCUGCGGCAGAAAGACACGAAUGAACUGGAGAUGAUCCUUCGAGAACUAAAAUACAGGAUUGGCAUUCAGUCAGCGAAGUUACUUCGGCAGCUGAAGCAGAAAGAUCGGCUUGUGCACAAAGUGCAGAGAAGCUGUGAUGUUGUGACGGCGUGCCUGCAGGCCGUGUCUCAGAAGAGAAGAGUUGACACAAAGUUGAAGUUCACUCUUGAGCCAUCUUUAGGUCAAAAUGGUUUUCAGCAGUGGUAUGAUGCUCUAAAGGCAGUUGCCAGACUAUCGACAGGAAUACCAAAGGAAUGGAGGAGAAAGGUUUGGUUGACCUUGGCAGAUCAUUAUUUGCACAGUAUAGCCAUUGACUGGGACAAAACCAUGCGUUUCACUUUCAAUGAGAGGAGUAAUCCUGAUGAUGACUCGAUGGGAAUUCAGAUAGUUAAGGAUCUUCACCGCACAGGCUGCAGUUCGUACUGUGGCCAGGAGGCUGAGCGGGACCGGGUCGUAUUGAAGCGGGUCCUUCUGGCUUAUGCCCGAUGGAACAAGAAUGUCGGGUAUUGCCAAGGCUUUAACAUCCUGGCUGCGCUGAUUCUGGAAGUAGUGGAAGGCAAUGAGGGCGAUGCUCUGAAAAUUAUGAUUUACCUUAUUGACAAGGUACUUCCCGAAAGCUAUUUUGUCAACAAUCUCCGGGCACUGUCCGUGGAUAUGGCCGUCUUCCGUGACCUCUUGAGACUGAAUCUCCCUGAAUUAUCUCAGCACCUGGAUACUCUUCAGAAAACUGCAAACAAGGAGAGUGGAGGUGGAUAUGAGCCCCCACUGACCAAUGUCUUCACGAUGCAGUGGUUUCUGACUCUCUUCGCUACGUGUCUCCCUAACCACACAGUUUUAAAGAUUUGGGAUUCAGUUUUCUUUGAAGGUUCAGAAAUCAUCCUACGGGUGUCGCUGGCUAUCUGGGCAAAGUUGGGAGAGCAGAUAGAAUGUUGUGAGACAGCAGAUGAAUUCUAUAGCACCAUGGGGCGCCUUACCCAGGAGAUGCUAGAGAAUGAUCUUCUGGAAAGCCAUGAACUCAUGCAGACUGUUUAUUCCAUGGCUCCAUUCCCUUUUCCACAGUUGGCAGAGUUGAGGGAAAAAUACACUUACAACAUUACACCAUUCCCUGCCACAGUUAAGCCCACCUCAGUUUCUGGACGACAUGGUAAGGUCAGAGACAGCGAUGAAGAGAAUGACCCAGAUGAUGAAGAUGUUAUUGCUAAUGCAGUGGGGUGUCUCGGACCUUUCAGUGGGCUCCUGGCACCUGAACUGCAGAAGUACCAGAAGCAAGUUAAAGAAUCAAAUGGGGACCAGAGUCUGAGCUCCAAUAACAUUGCAGAGCUGAGCCCAGGAGCGAUCAAUUCCUGCCGAAGUGAAUACCAUGCAGCUUUUAACAGUAUGAUGAUGGAGCGCAUGACCACGGAUAUCAACGCACUGAAGCGGCAGUAUUCUCGGAUUAAAAAGAAGCAGCAGCAGCAGGUUCAUCAGGUGUACAUCAGGGCAGACAAAGGGCCGGCGACCAGCAUCCUCCCGUCUCAGGUAAACAGCUCUCCAGUUAUCAACCACCUUCUUUUAGGCAAGAAGAUGAAAAUGUCAAACAGAGCCGCCAAGAAUGCUGUCAUCCACAUCCCUGGUCACACAGGAGGCAAAAUAUUACCCGUCCCCUACGAAGACCUUAGGACCAAGCUCAAUUCUCCGUGGCGAACCCACAUCCGUGUCCACAAAAAGAACAUGGCCAGGACCAAGAGCCAGCUGGGCUGCGGGGACAUGGUCGGGCUGAUAGAAGAGCAGAUGGAGGGCUCCAAGAGUCACACCCCGGGGGCGGCCGAGGCAUCUCCCUCCGGUUGUGCCGGGACAGCUCGAGGCGAAAGCGGCUGCUCCGACGGCAGCACAGGCAGGACCAUCGAAGGGCGGUCUCCGGAGCCGGUGUUUGGGGACGCAGAUGCCGACGUGUCUGAGGUCCAGGUGAAGAUAGAAGCCCUGGAAUUGACCCCAAGGGAUGCUGCUGCUGAUCCUGAGCCCAGGGUGCCUCUGCCCAGCCAGCGGCACUUCCCGGAGCCACCCAGUGCCCCGGGAGGAAACAAGGUCCCCGGCAAGGCCCCCCAAGGCGGUAGCCACCCGAAGACCCCCGUCUUUAGCCCCUUUCCCAGCGUCAAGCCCCUGCGGAAGUCCGCCGCCGCCAGGAAUUUGGGGUUAUAUGGUCCGACAGAAAGAACCCCAGUCGUGCAGUUUCCUCACAUGAGCAGGAGCUUCAGCAAGUCCAGCAGUGGUGACAGCAGCACCAAGAAGCGGUGA